ACUCACAAUCAGAGGGAGAGGAGCGAGCCGCCAUUUUCCCAGCUCGUUGCUUCCCCCUCAAACUGCAACAAUAAAAACGGAUAAACCGGACUUUACGCCGCCAAAAUCGAACACGAAAGGUUUUUCGGAACAGGAGGAACGGGAUUGCGCCGACUGAACGACCGGAAAAGGAUACAUUUCAGUCGGUUUUCGUGGCUUUUUCGGGGGCGAUUAAAAACAGCCGACUGGCCUCCUGUAGCUCGACUGCCCCCGUUUCUUUCGCCCAUUUCGUGAUUCCUAAACGCAGCCCGGAGGAGUGGGAGGAGGAGGAAGAGGAGGGGGGUUACCGAACACCGGAGCGCGCGAGAGGCCGGGGAUUUUUCCACCUGAACGUGCAACAGAGGAAUCUGGAUCUGGAUAAUUGCUUUUGUCGUUUAUUUUUUUUACUAUAAUUCUUAAGCCCGGGGAUUUAUUACGUAAAUUUCCCCACAGAAUCGGCUACUCAUCACGUGGCUGCCCUCUGGCUCAGCGGUAGGUGGGUGGUGUGGAGCUGGCCUCAGCACCGGGAGAGGCCCCCUCGCCCGCCCCCUCCCAGUGCUGCAUGGCUGCAAUGGCGCCCGCUCUGACCGACGCGCCGGCCGAAGCUCACCGCAUACGCUUCAAACUGGCUCCGCCCUCAUCCACCCUCUCCCCAAGUGGCGUGGAGGGAAGCGAUACCGGCAGCCACAUCCUCGUGUCCAGUAACGGCGCUGUGAAGCGCAAGGCCUCAGAAGAGCGCCCCGCUCGUGGGGCUGGUCCCUGUAAGCCCCUCGUGACCUCGUAUCACUGUUCAGAUGUGACACCUGUGUCUUCUGCUAAAGAGUCAUCCCUCAAACUGCAAGGUGUUCUACUUCAGAAGCACGGCAUCCUGCCCAGCCUCAUACCGCGAAAGCACCAGGCUUUGGAGAUCUCUGAGGAGCAGCUAAAGAGCAUCAUGAGUGCCGGAGGAGGGGGUGGAGCUUGCGGGCCACCUUCCGUCCAAGGCACCACUGUCAACGGUAUGGCAAAGAAAGUGACUAAAUCGGGCCCUGACCGAGACAACGGUGUUACCUUAAACGGCGGCCAACGCGGUGUUGAGCAGAAUUUGUCAAACCAGACUCAAGUUGUCAAUUCUACUGGGGGAUUGACCAGGAACGGUCCUCUUAGAGACGUUUCGGAGCAGCACCAGCCCUUAAUAGGUGUAUCCCAGAACUGUCCCAGCAAUGGAGAGCCUCCUGCGACUUCUCCACCCUCCGUUGCACUCUUCAACCUCACAGAGGGAAAAAAUUCAGACUGUCCGCCAAUAAGCUGCGAGGAUGUGUCAAUCCUCACACUAUCUACCCUGCAAGAUCCUUUGGGUGGCCUGGGGGUUGAGCUCUGUGAUCGGACUCAGCACAGCCAGAGCAGACAGGGCGAGAUCGAGGCGAGGCUGAGGCGACUUCGCAAGCGGCUUCAGGUGGUACAGGCCAAACAGGUGGAGCGCCACGUGCAGCACCAGUUGGGCGGACUUCUCGAGAGCACACUCGGUGCUCUGGAUUCCAGACGGCCUAGGGGGCGUCAUGGAGACGAUGCCCUCACUCCUCAGGAGAGGGAUGGACUGGGACGCUUCCUGAAAGGAGGCUCCAUGCCAGCCGAGUUGGAACGACUGUCUCUGAGUUGCACCACCAACCUGCGAUGUGCUGAAAGCGCUUUUGAUUCCGAUGCCACGGAAAGCAGCUCUGGUGGAGAAACUGAUGUGGAGGAAGAUGAACUGGCUCGGGUUGACAUCGAACAGCGGCACAUUCCUUUAUGGAGAAGAGCGGAAGGCCGUUAUGCGGUGGACCGGGCCGCUAUCAUCAGUCGCUGGAAUUGGCUACAGGCACAAGUCUCGGACCUGGAGUACCGUAUACGGCAACAGACAGACAUCUACAGACAGAUCCGCUCCAGCAAGGGAUCCGUCCAACUGGGGGAGAGCUCAAUGUGCCAGUCUGUACAGGAGGACAGCGGUGGCUCCAGAACAGAGACCAUUACCUGCCCUGUCUCACGUGAUCAUGAUACUGUUGGAGUGGAGGGAUCUGUGUCGUCCCAUGGUAUCGCCAAGGAAACAGGCUUGAGGAAAAGCUGUACACCUGGCAGACAGGUCAAUGGUGUCAUCAACAGUUUACGGCCUGGUUCCCCCGACAGCUCGGACCUAGACGAGCAUCUCCGCUCCGGGGCUCAGCAGAAGCAGACAGACUCUUUGGCUCCCCCUGCACUUGCCAGUACGUGUGUGGCUGCACGCACGCGCCCACUUCUCUCCUGCAGGAAACGCCGCGUACUGCGACCCGGCUCGCUCACCAGCCUCAGUCGUAAGGCUCAGAGGUCGAUGGCUCCUCGCUGUGGCUGUGAGCUGAACGCUCAGUGUGUGAUGUGCAGUGGACGUACACUCGUUCCUGCUGAAACCCAACAUCAGCUCCCCCUGCUGGACAGACUGGCACAGUUCGACCCCUGCAUUCACCCUAUACUCUCCUUUUCAGACGGUUCUUAUAUUUCAGAUGUGAUGAUGAAUCUCCAUAUGCAACGUGUGCUGAAGGGACACUGGCAGAGUCGUCCUCUGGAGAAGAUCAAACCCCUCAAGAAGAUCUCGCUUAAGCACAAGCUGUGCAUGAGCAGCCGCGUCUCUGAUCCGAAACACAAGCUUUCCAACUCUCUGCUCUCCACAGUCCGUUUGUCACAUCUCAAGAUGCGCUCGGAGAAGGUUUCCAGACAGCAGUCAGAUAUCCCAUCCAGCGCCAGUAAACUUGACCCUCGGCAGCAUUUCCGGCAGAGCAGUUCAUUCGACAGGAGCCACAGCCGCAAGAGACCCCGUGAGCCCUCGCUGGAGCGUGUGGAGAAUACUCCCAAGUUGUACAUGGAGAUGGGAAGCCCCAGUCCUUCUCUAUCUGCUCUGAAUACACCCUCCCACAGCCCCCUGACCAGACAACUGUCGAUUUCGGAGAGCUCCACACCCCUCCAUCUCGGCGGCAAUGUUGCAACCAUCCGUCGGAGGAGAGGAGAAAGCCCCUUUGACAUCAAUAACAUAGUCAUCCCCAUGUCUGUGGCCGCGACCACCAGAGUGGAGAAGCUGCAGUACAAAGAGAUCCUCACCCCGAGUUGGAGAGAAGUGGAUGUUUUUGCAAAACCAAUAGCUGAAGAGGAAGAAGUCAUGGAGAUUGAGGAUCUGUCUGAUGUGGCGUUCUCACAGCUUCACCUUGCGUAUGAGGAUCAGGAACGUUCUCGCUGGAGCUGGACUGCCAGCUCCUUAGCAAAGAGACGGGGCAGCAGGUCUUUCAAGUCUGUGGAUGGACGGACUACACCCUUACAGGGUGGCACCAACCCAUCCACUCCACAGCCCUCGUCCCCAGACACAGGGCAUUUUCACCUGCUGGAGGAGUACAACUCUGUGGUGUCUCCCUCAAGCCCUGUCAGCCCGGAGAUGGUGAUGCUGUCAGGCCUGUACACGCCCGGCUCCAGAGACUCCAACCGACUGCUGUCCAACGAGGACACGCGCUGCUCCACGCCAGACACUUACGAGGAAAUGCCAUGGGAAUGCCGGACCUUUCCCCUGGAUGUGGAGCCAGAGCAGGAGUCCGAAUUCCAUCCCAGUCCAUCUGACGAGAGGCCCUGUAGGACCAUGCGACGCAUUUCCGGCUGCAGGUCGUCCAAAUCCGAGUCCGAGGCCGGACCUUCGUCGCCUCUCCCAGAUGAUGGCGCAAAGCCGAAGCUAACCAAUCCACCCAAACCUACUCACCGUUGAAGCCUAGACUCAUCUACACACCCCCGACCCCACCGGCUUUCAGAAACUCACGAAACGGCAACGUCGAAGGAAGAAAACCAACAAAACGAAUGAAAGUCCCUGUUGUUUGAUAUUCAAACAUCAGUCAAAUUCUUUCACGCUUUUUAGUGAAUUGUAUGGAGAUAUACAUAGAGACCUGUUUUAAUUCAAUCUUUGGGUUACUGGGAAAAAAUAUGUUAAAAAUUGAAAAGCAAGAGAGAGAUUAGCUCGAGGCUUAAGCAGAUGCUUAGAAUUGUAGUAAGUUGCAAAACAGCACUUCCCCCUUAGCAUGAUGUCGUACUGAGGGGCACAGCUUGCGUUUCGUGGUACCCUUUCAGAAUUCUCCAGUGUUCCACCUAAAAUGACUUGCUCAGCUUUGCAGUUUAUAAUGGAGUGAUGAAGUUCAAAAAUAAAGUGAAUAAUAAGAAGAAAUUCACGUGAAGAUGUAAAUGUGAAAGCACUUCAUUUUUAUUCCCUCCACACCUAAACAUUCCUUAACCAAGAACAAUUUUCCGCACGUUUAAUUUAAUGUCUGUGAAUUGUGUAAACCCCACAGUUUCAGUUACUGUCCAAAUAGGGUCACUACAAGUAGUUUCCCUUUCUAUCAGAGAGAUUGACAGAGCAGGUGACUACAUACACAACUGCCGUGUAGCUCGCACAUGCUUUUAUUAAUGCCACAGUCUGAUUGGAGCACUUAAUUGGUAUCUUGUACCACCACACUAUUGCCAGUAACGCUACCGUCCUGCUUAAACAUUGGCAACUCUCAAUUGAAGCUUAGCCGCUCACUGCAAAUCUGUUGCUUAGCACCAUGUGCUUUUCCUAUAGUGAAAUUGGCUCUCUUUUAAAGCACUUGAACGUCCUUUAAGAUUGAAGUUGCUAAUAGUGUCUGAAGAACUAUGCCCGAUCAGAUUGCAAAUUACAUUGUUGGCAAAAAAUAUUCUGUCAAUGACGUCCAAGUCAAUCACUCCAAUAUAAACUGACAUUAGCUGCCCUGUGACGUUUGUAUCCGUCAUUUCGAUUACACGUUUCCCUUUGCAUUGCCUUGUGUGUUAAUUGGUCAGGUCUAAAUUCCUUGUGGCUAUUGAACUUUCUGCAAUACCUUCAGCCAUCAUUGAACCCGUUAACAUGGUGUGAACGUUAGCGAUAUUAAAGUGCUUAAGACAGGCAAGGACUUGGCAAAGUUUCAUUCGUUGGCUCCUUUCUUAUCUGUUGCUGCGUCGGCUUCAGCUCCAUUUUUCCAGUGUGCAUUGACGAGGAUGGAUUUCUGUUAGUUCCCCUAGUCAGUGCGUCACUGCUUGCAACCCCCUUCCUGUUAUUUUAACUACUAAGAAUGUACAAGUCUAAUAGCAGACACCGAUUACUUACCGUUUUUAUUAGUAGCUUCUCUGUAUCUUUGUCGUCACGCGAUUCUAGCUCUCAUAGCCAUUUGUUCUCGUUUAAAGGAUGUCAUGUUAACCAGAGAAUUGUAUUCCUUUUAUCUCGUUGGAGCGAAACGGAAUCGACAGCUUACGAGAGAUCUCCUGUUUCAUAGAUGUGUGGCAAAUCGUCAGGGACCAUCCACGACUGUCCCAUUUCCUGCUGAGAACCCCGCCGCCCCUUUUUCAUUCUUAAUAUCAUCAAUUAUGGUUUUAUGUCUCUAUGUGGGGCUCUGUGUACUUAUCAGGCAAAUGUACCAUAAGGUUUGACUAGCUUUCAAAAGCCAAUAUUGUAUCGUGUGAGUUAUUUUCAUACUUUGAAUUUCCAAUGUGGUGAAUGAGGUUUGGGUGAGUCUGGUAAUAUCCUUUAGCAUGUAAUAGUUUGUACAAAACGACACAAAAAAAAGUUUAUUUUGUACAUACCUUGUUUGAUUCUUUACUGUGUUUGAUGUUCAGGCUGUAGCUGUCCUGAUUGUCUAGGGAGAAGACACGUACAAAUAUUUAACACUUUCUUUAUGCAGAUGCAAAAAGGAAAAAAGUUUAUGGAUAAUUGGCCAAUCUGACAUACAGGCAACGUUUGUGCUUCUCAAAUUAAAAGUGAAUUAUAUUGUACAAUU
Messenger RNA from Triplophysa dalaica, 5801 nucleotides. It is a transcript of the gene kansl1b, whose product is annotated as KAT8 regulatory NSL complex subunit 1b. Gene Ontology annotation, molecular function: histone acetyltransferase binding. The record is from RefSeq and is a predicted model, not a curated record. Lineage: Eukaryota; Metazoa; Chordata; Actinopteri; Cypriniformes; Nemacheilidae. Gene Ontology annotation, cellular component: NSL complex.